Molecule: messenger RNA, 411 nt
Organism: Trichobilharzia regenti
Lineage: Eukaryota; Metazoa; Platyhelminthes; Trematoda; Strigeidida; Schistosomatidae
Source: the annotation of a GenBank genome assembly
AUGUAUAAAUCUAAUCUCAACCACUCAUCUACUCCUUUUUCCUCUCAUUUUCAUAGAACAGGAAAUUUGCGUAAAAUGAAUUCAGCUCUGGAAGAACAUGAAUCCUUCUUUCUCACUUGUGGUGUUUAUCUAAUCUUAGAAAAAUUGAAGUUAAUCGUUUAUCGAAGUUUAUUUAAACGAAUUUGUCAUAUUUUGAAAACUCAUUUACUACCAAUUGAAGUAUUCACUGCUUCAUUACAUUUAAUGGGGGUUGAAGAUAUCGAUCCAGAUGAAACGGAAUGUAUCCUAGCCAAUUUAAUUCAUGAGGGUAAAAUCAAAGGUUACCUGGCACAUCAACAACAAAAAUUGGUUGUCAGUAAACUGCAAGCCUUCCCUCCGUUGACAAGUGGUGUGGCUAGUAGUUUAAAGUGA